UAAUUCUCGAUAAAUUUGAAUAACGGACAUUCUCACACGUCGAAAUCUACCGAAGUGUUCUCGAACUCCGAACUCCGCCGCCAAAAGUACUCGCCUUAGUCUCCCACCGUUAUUUUCAAAAUGGCGGCGUUAUUUUGACCGUUGUGCAGUGUGUAACAAAGAUCAAAACUUUGACGUUUUGACACAAAAGGGAUACUGUAUAAACAAGCACAGUCUAGCAGCGGAAAUGUAUGGAGGACAACAAGGAGAAAGACGUGUUUUUUCAGAGACAUUUUCUGAUGAUUCUCUUGGUGAAUCGACUCGCUCGUUGCUUUCUCCAGUUUAUGGUAAUGGCGGUCAAAUUGAAGAACCAGAAUUAUCUGAAGGUUCUUUGAGCGGUGACGAGGAGACAGACGACGAAAAAGAGUAUAGCCUCGAAUUCGAGAGAUCUCACAGCACACCGAAGAACAAGACCAAAACAUCCAGGAGUUACACGACUCCGAUUUCAUCAUUUUCAGGACGAAAAAAAUCAGUCAGUAAAAAUACCAGAUCUGUAUCGAGAUCAAAUACAGAUGGCCGCACAGCUAAUAGCUCUAAAACAGUCGAAAACAAAACCGACUGCCUUUCACCAUGGGAAACCUGGCUUGUGAAAAAGACAGCUGAAGAUCGUGAGAAGAUGAAACAGAAAAGACUUGAAAAAAAGAAAGCACGAGAGGAAACUGAAAAGGAGAAACGAGACAGAGAAGAACUUUUGAAAAUUGCAAGCGAGAAGUACAAUGAAUGGUUAGAAAGCAAAAAGAAGUCAAUUGCUGAGGAAAGGAGAAUAAAACAACAGCAAGAAAAGUUGGAAAUGGUAAAGAACGAGAAUUUAAACCGCUCAACUCAAGAGAAAGCAGUAGUGAAAUACAACAACUGGCUGGAAGAAAAGAAAACACAGGAAAAUGAGAAAAAAAGAAAAGAGGAGGAAGAAGCAAGAAUAAAGAAAGACAAAGAAGUGACAAGGAAACUGAAUAAUGAGGAAGCUUAUGGCAAGUGGAUUGCAGAAGUAAAGGAAAGACCUAGACCUGUUUAUAACAGCUUUGGUUAUACAGGAGGGAUGUUGACAGGGUAUUACGAGUGGGGGUCAUAUCCUGCACCAAGUUAUUGUAAUCCUAUUCCUUGGAUGCCACCAAAAAUAAAAAGAAGCAGUGACAGAAUAAAAGGCAAGGUGGAACUGCAGCCCCCAUCUCCACCUCUCCUCUUCAGAGACAUUGAAAACAGGAAAGCUAAGGGGAAGAAGAAAUGACUGCUGGGAAAUGUUAGCUGUUAUUUAAAUUCAAGAAAGUUUUUCUUUGCCUAGACCGCAUAAAAUUCAUCAUUUUCUGAUAGGACAUGCCUGAUAGCUGAAGUUAUUAUUAAAUAAUUUGUAAGAUUGUAUUUGUCAAAUUUGAUAUUUAUUUACCAAUCAUAUUUUUGUAAUUAAACACCCAUCCCCAGAAAGACAGCAGGUUGCCUAUGUUGGUCCAGUGGAAUAAAUGAAUGGUCUGCACAACAACUGCUUUAGUUGAGUUUUGGUGUGUUAUUUCUACAGGUUUGCACACCACUUAUGCCCACACUGCAAAAUAUUGGUCAAUUUGAAUUGGGCAGCUGAAGUUCGUUAUUAUUCAAUGCAUGUGGCAUACAUCACAAGCUCAAGAAGUGUAAUUUCUUCAACAUUUUAUGAAGUAAAUAGAAACCUUGCUCCACAAGCAUUGUUAAAACACUUGGGAACCCUGAGAAAUGCAAGAAGCAGUUGGAUGUGCCUUCUGCUUGUCCAUGGAUUUCUCUUGUCUAUUUUAGACUUUGGGCAGUCCCUCUUCAGCUUGGUCCUGACUCCAUCGAGCCUGACACAAAAUUGAGUGAGAGAAAAAUUGUCUGAGCUGCUCACCCGCCAU
Orbicella faveolata is the source of this 1892-nucleotide messenger RNA. RefSeq lists its product as uncharacterized. The record is from RefSeq and is a predicted model, not a curated record. Lineage: Eukaryota; Metazoa; Cnidaria; Anthozoa; Scleractinia; Merulinidae.